Molecule: messenger RNA, 723 nt
Organism: Trifolium pratense (red clover)
Lineage: Eukaryota; Viridiplantae; Streptophyta; Magnoliopsida; Fabales; Fabaceae
Exons: 2
Coding region: 1-723 (240 amino acids)
Source: RefSeq, a predicted model, not a curated record
AUGGAAGAACCAUUGAAGGAUGACACAGAGGAUGGAUAUGAGUUGGACAUGAGUAAUGCAAUGGAGGCAAUAUGGACUCGAUUUCGGUCACUUGAUAUUGUUGGUAAAAGAGCGUUGAAGAACCAUUGUUGGAAGAAAUUAACUAUGGAAGAACCAUUGAAGGAUGACACAGAGGAUGGAUAUGAGUUGGACAUGAGUAAUGCAAUGGAGGCAAUAUGGACUCGAUUUCGGUCACUUGAUAUUGUUGGUAAAAGAGCGUUGAAGAGUAAAGUGUUUGAACUUGCUUAUCCAGCCUCAAGUUCAUUGUGUCCACCACCUGAAAAAAUAAAAACCAGAGGAGGAGUGAAGAACAAAUAUAAAGGCAAAGCACCAAAAGGUUAUGAUGUGUAUCGUGAUCCAUCAUACUUUGAACACGUUGAAAGAGAAUAUGGUGAUUCACAAGGUACAUCGAAGAGGUUGUGUACACAACAAUCACAGUCAUCUCAGAAGGAACUAUCUCAACCCUCUCAGAAGCAACAAUCUCAACCAUCUCAGAAACAACUAUCUCAGAUGUCUAAAAAACUGACAUCUCAGAAAUAUUUGGGGCAAUUUCCUGAUCAUAUAUGCAUCCACAUAUUGUUGACAUUGCUGAUGUGCUUGAAGAUGGAAAUUGUGGUUUUAGAGUUGUUGCAUCUUUACUUGGUUACACAGAGGAAGGUUGGUCCAUCGUCCGCCGGGAGUUAG